AUGUCUUCAGGUCUCAAAGAUAAUCAAGUUCUGGCUUUGAUGGGUAUGGGUCGAGAAGCACUUUCAAAGGAGCUUCAGCAAAAGAAGCGCGCAGAAAAUAAUCAGCUGAAAAGGGCCUGCCUUGAAGAACUGCAGCAUGAGGCCUCAGAGGAUGCUUGGUAUAAUUUGAAAUUACUACGAACUCUUCUAGGGGGGUUUUAUAUUGCUGAUACUAACAAUGAUGGACGUCUUGAGACCUCUGAGCUGUUGAAAACUCUCAAAAAUAAGGAUGAAGAGAGUUAUCAAGUGAUGAGGAACUUUGUAGAGGCUUGCGACGUCGGCAAAGACCAGAAGCUCAAUCUUGCAGAGUUCUUUAUCCUAGGCGUCCUCCGAGGUUUCCGCAAAGUUGAGCAAGCAGGUGCUUCGGACUCUUAA
Molecule: messenger RNA, 414 nt
Organism: Aspergillus udagawae
Lineage: Eukaryota; Fungi; Ascomycota; Eurotiomycetes; Eurotiales; Aspergillaceae
Exons: 5
Coding region: 1-414 (137 amino acids)
Molecular function (GO): calcium ion binding
Source: RefSeq, a predicted model, not a curated record